AUAAAGCAUUCUAGAGUGUGGAAAAUGGACACCCAAUCCCGGUCCUGGCUUAUAAAUAUAGGCAUAUACCAUCUUCUCCUUCAAGCCCAUCAUUCUUCUUCUUCUCCUUGUUUGUAUUCUGAUAUCAAUCUUUAGUAACAGUAAUGGCGAUCAAAGUCCAUGGAAGUGUAAUCUCAACUGCUGCAACGCGAGUUUUUGCUUGCCUCAACGAGAAAGGGCUUGAGUAUGAGUUUGUACCGGUCAACAUGGCCGCCGGCGAGCACAAAAAGGAGCCUUUCAUUUCCCUCAAUCCAUUUGGUCAAGUACCAGCCUUAGAAGACGGAGAUCUGAAGCUUUUUGAAUCAAGGGCAAUUACCCAAUAUAUUGCACACACAUACGCGGACAAGGGGAACCAGCUUGUAAUUUAUGACACAAAGAAGAUGGCAAUCGUAUCUGUCUGGAUGGAAGUGGAGGCACACCAAUUCGACCCGGCAGCUUCAAAGCUGACCUGGGAGCUUUGUCUAAAGCCAAUGUUUGGCAUGGUUACCGAUGAAGCAGUGGUGGAGGAGUAUGAAGGUAAGAUGUCAAAGGUUCUUGACGUGUAUGAGGCUCGAUUGGCUCAGUCCAAGUACUUGGGUGGAGACUGCUUCACCUUGGCUGAUCUGCACCACCUUCCUAACAUGAAGUACUUGAUGGCUACAAAAGCCAAAGCACUGUUUGAUUGUCGCCCCCAUGUGAGCGCAUGGUGUGCUGAUAUCAUGACAAGGCCAGCUUGGUUAAAGGUUUUGGAGAUGAAGUAGAACUAAUAAGCUUUUAGAGUUGAUCAGCCUUGGAGCGGCAUGUUAUUUUCUGUGUUUGUUGUGUCUUCAAUCUUCCUAUCAUCCUACCGUUGAUGGGAAGAGUGUGUGAUUUUCUCUUUUCAAUCUUCCUGUCUUCAAAUCUUUGAUGAGAAGACACGAAAAUAAUGUAUCAUCCAUAAUGCAAUGUGAAGAGGCCAAUGAUCUUUGUUGGUCAUCACCAAAUAAAAUUCAUUCCCUCCUUGGCAAAUUGAUGUGGCAUGAUCUAGAGUCGUAAAUUGUCAUUCCCAUUUGCAACAUGAAGUGGUUAAAGCCCAAAAUUUCCCAAUUGGGUAGUGAUAAAUCAGUGUUUAUGACAAACCACUCAUUCUGCGAUUCCUUGUUCACAAGGACUUCUCUUUUAUCUGCAAUUCCUUUGUGCCCAUAUAUACACGCG
This is a messenger RNA of Ilex paraguariensis (yerba mate), 1212 nucleotides long. Lineage: Eukaryota; Viridiplantae; Streptophyta; Magnoliopsida; Aquifoliales; Aquifoliaceae. The record is from the annotation of a GenBank genome assembly.